Vidua macroura (Pin-tailed whydah) is the source of this 357-nucleotide messenger RNA. It is a transcript of the gene FCER1G, whose product is annotated as Fc epsilon receptor Ig. The coding region runs from base 1 to 276 and encodes 91 amino acids. The record is from RefSeq and is a predicted model, not a curated record. Gene Ontology annotation, biological process: cell surface receptor signaling pathway. NCBI's taxonomy places the organism in Eukaryota, Metazoa, Chordata, Aves, Passeriformes, Viduidae. Gene Ontology annotation, molecular function: IgE receptor activity. The transcript is spliced from 5 exons. Gene Ontology annotation, cellular component: Fc-epsilon receptor I complex.
AUGGGGACAGCGGAGGCGCGGUGCCUGCUCGGCCUCGUCCUGCUGGGGGCACCCGGCCUGGCCGCAGGGGCCCUGGCCGAGCCCGAAAUCUGCUACGUGCUGGACGCGGUGCUCUUCCUCUACAGCCUCAUCCUCACCGGCCUCUACAUCCGCCUCAGGUUCGUGACUCAGCGGCUGCGGAGAGCGGAUGAGCAGAAGGAGGAAGAGGCCGUUUAUGCCGGUCUCAGCUCCGGGCACCAGGAGACCUACGAGACCCUACAGAUGAAGAGCUCGUGACCCCCCCGUGACCCCAAACCCCCGCACCCCAUUUCCCACCCCCCUGCCACCACCGGGAUGGAAAAUUGGGAUUUUUUUUCC